Messenger RNA from Ceratina calcarata, 2768 nucleotides. RefSeq names its product docking protein homolog (gene Dok). The coding region runs from base 82 to 1746 and encodes 554 amino acids. The transcript has 3 exons. Gene Ontology annotation, biological process: cell surface receptor protein tyrosine kinase signaling pathway; Ras protein signal transduction; positive regulation of MAPK cascade. The record is from RefSeq and is a predicted model, not a curated record. Lineage: Eukaryota; Metazoa; Arthropoda; Insecta; Hymenoptera; Apidae. Gene Ontology annotation, cellular component: cytoplasm.
GUGGAAAAGUCCACCUUUUCGAAAUUUGUAUAGAAGAGCGGAGGGACGAUCGUAGCGGUUGCUGAUGUUUCACGGGAUACGAUGGAGCCCGAGGAACCUCUGCUGCAAGGUAUCCUGCUGUUACCACCGCAGGGAAUGUUGGGUCAACUCAAGAAAUCUUGGCACAAAAGGUUCUGUCAGCUGUUCAGGACGAGCAAUUACGGUAUCAAACGCGUGGAAAUUUAUGAUAACCAAGAGGAAGCUGUGUUGCAGCUGCAUGUCCCACGUAUCAUCACGUUGGACGCGUGUAUCAAAAUUGCACCUAGCAACCAGUCGCAUGUAUUCACCGUUGUGACUAAGUCAGGUAUCCAUUACUUUGGAUGUUACUCUGAAUCUGAUAUGAGUCAUUGGAUUACUGCGUUUCAGUUAGUAGCAUUUAAAGAUAGUGUGUCUAAUCAAACAAUAGAAGAAAAUAAUGACCUGUACUGCACCAGUGGAGAAGGAGUGUUCUCUGUUAAGGUCGUAGAGACAGAUGCAUCGAAACGAUGUGGCUUAGAAAGUAGAAAUUAUACACUGGUAGUAGCUACAGCAGACAUUAAGUUAAUGGAUGGAGACGUGGUGCUGUUUACCUGGCCGUAUCGAUACAUACGGAGGUAUGGUUACAAGGAUGGAAAGUUCAUUUUCGAAGCUGGAAGAAAAUGUGAAUCUGGAGAGGGUUCUUUCCGCUUGGAACACAGCAGUCAACAGGAGAUAUUCCGUUGUAUGUAUUCGAAAAUGAGAUCGAUGAAGAAGUUAAUGAACGAAGAGGGUAGCCCUAGUAUCGAAUGCAACGAUGCUCAAUACCACGCUGCUUUGUCCAUGGAAGCUGGAUCCCGAGCAGCUUUACCUCCCUCUCCAAAUAGUUCGGGCAAUUUAAUCGAGAUCGAUUUUUCGCCGCAGAAUUCUCAAAAGCAGUCGUGCAGUUCGUCGAACUUAGAUAGCAGCAUGUCUUCCAAACCUUCUUUAUCUCUGAUUAAACCGAAACCGACGAAACCACCGCGGAAGAACGUUUUCACGGGCGUGUUAGAUAAGAGAAGUGGGGAUUCUGAACAUUCGGAUUUGGAAUACAAAUCAUUGAAUCGUGAGAAUUCGCCUGAGAUGUCACAGAAGACGAUAGGAAGCUCUAUACCCGACGACGAAGAGAGACAUCCUUAUGAUCUGGUGGAAGUAAGGAACAACGCUUGGAAAACGCAUGGCAUCGAUACUAUACAUCAUACGGAGAGGACGAACUCGUUGAUCCAGGGCGACAAGGAUAAAGAGAACGAGGACGAUUUUAAUUACGAGACAAUGCUCGCUACGCCUCAGAGCUCGUUAAAAAGUAAACCCAGUAUUAUUGAUAGCCCGAUACCUUCGUCGACUAAUCAUACGCCUUGCAAGUCGAACGAUGAACCCGAUUACGAUAAGUUAGAACAUUUCGGCUCCGCGACCAAAAUGAGUCAAAAGGGUGCGUAUAAAUUCCUGAAUGUUAACAGCGCCUCGCAGAAUUCACAUUCCAACGUGUCUUCGAACACUUCCGCGGCUGAUAACAAUAGCGCGUGGUCCAAUUAUGAUAUCGUGGAAGAUAUGUCCGCCGUUAGAUUGGCGGACGACAGUCACCUUGGAUAUGGUGUUAUCCGAAAGAAAAUUAAUCAUUCCGAGAUUGCAUCCACCAGUAGCAGCGUAGGUCCAAAGCAUAAGGUCUUUAAUAAUAGCGAAUAUGCGAUCGUGUCAAAGCCAAAAAGGGUAUAAAGAGAUCCGAAGUAAUUUCGUUUUAUAGUGAUUAAUACAUUAAUUGUGACUUUAGAGAUUCUUAAUUCUCGAAAACGACAAGAAAAUAAUACUAGUCCGCGGUACGACUAGAGUAAGUCCAUUUUUAUUAUUCCGAUUAAUGAAAAGUUCUCAUAUUUUAUAAUUUUAUUAUUAAAGCGCGCCAGCGGAAAGAUUAGUUUAAGGAAUACUAGUCUUCUUAAUCACUGUCAAUUAUGCAGAGAAUUAUCUUAGAUACAAAUUGAUCUUAUAUAUUCCGAUGACUUUUUUUAAUGCCUGAUCGAUACUAGUAAUAGUUCUCGAGGGCUUCAUAUUAAAAUUAAGAAAAUAUCAAACGGACUGAUGCAAUGAAAAGAAUUUUAGUGCCUUAUAAAGUGAACGAGGAUUUUAACUACGGUAUAUAAAUUUGCAUGUUAUUUCGAUAUCAGGUGUACUUAGAGAUAUUUGACAAUUAUUAUAUUAUUAUAAUCGUGAAUAGUCUUUUAUAAUAUUGUUACAAGUUCAACAGAAGUUCUGCCUUCAGAGAUAUUUAAUAUUUUAAACAGAGAUUCAUCGAUAUAUGUAUAUGGAUGAUAAGGAAGAAUAAGUCAUAAGUCAUUCCUUCUGUUUCUUGUACUAUAUAUUUUAUAUAUAUAUGUGUAUUAUAAUUUUAAUCAAAGAUUUAAUUAUAGAUCAUAUAUUGUACUGUUAAAACUUUUUAUAAAAAAUGUGCUAUGUACAUAUCUACUGAUAUUCACAUAAAUACUGAAUACUUUCUCAAGCAGGCCAUACAAUCUCAAUAUGUGCCAAGAUCUGUUUUGUUGAUAUUACGUGUAUAUAUUAGUAUUAAUGCAACUAAUGAACACAAACAAUAUUGUUUGUCUUUAACAUCAUAAUUUGAAGGAGUAAAGGAAAUAGCUUAGAGUCUUUUGACAUCGGCCAAGCUCUGGAUAUUAUUUUUAAUGUUAGAUUUACAUGGCACAGAUAGUUUACAAUAAAUUUAGAAAUAUUUACACUUGCCUAAA